Molecule: messenger RNA, 574 nt
Organism: Cryptomeria japonica (Japanese cedar)
Lineage: Eukaryota; Viridiplantae; Streptophyta; Pinopsida; Cupressales; Cupressaceae
Exons: 2
Coding region: 30-488 (152 amino acids)
Molecular function (GO): electron transfer activity
Source: RefSeq, a predicted model, not a curated record
CAAUGAUUUUUCUGUGACUGGAAGGUGCAAUGGAGGCUUUGAAGAUUUACAGGCAAUGGAGUUUUUUCUGUUUAAUUAUGGUAAUCCUUUUGUGGGGCUGGACUAUGAACGUUGAGUAUGCUGAUGCAAAAUCCAUCAUUGUGGGAGGAAAUGAAGGAUGGCAUUAUGGUUACAACUAUGAUGACUGGGUAUCAAAGGCUGGCAAAAUUUGUGUCAAUGAUUUUCUUGUGUUUAAGUAUUCUAGUCCACCAUCAAGCCCGUUCCCUCACAGUGUGGUGCUCCUGAAAAACAUCCACAAUUAUAGGGCAUGUAUUCUUAGCCCUGGAAGAGUGCUGGCAGGUCCCACCCAAGGAAGUGGAGGGGGAUACGCUUUUAAAUUGAAAAAGCACCAAAAUUAUUGUUUUGCAUGUGGUAUGGGUAAUGCAACUCACUGUAAUGCUGGGCUUAUGAAGUUUUGUGUUAAGCCAAAAGUUUUGGCAGAAUGUUGAUCAAUGUGUUUGGGGAGAUUGUUGUAAGGUCAGGCAAGAUGCAGUGCAAUGUAUUCGCUUCAAUAAAUGAAUGGUGGUUUGACUCA